Messenger RNA from Gastrolobium bilobum, 2397 nucleotides. RefSeq names its product pentatricopeptide repeat-containing protein At4g02750-like. The record is from RefSeq and is a predicted model, not a curated record. Gene Ontology annotation, biological process: RNA modification. The coding region runs from base 1 to 2397 and encodes 798 amino acids. Gene Ontology annotation, molecular function: RNA binding; protein binding. NCBI's taxonomy places the organism in Eukaryota, Viridiplantae, Streptophyta, Magnoliopsida, Fabales, Fabaceae. The transcript has 2 exons.
AUGCAAGAUAUCCACUUCUCAAGUUCAGAUGCUUUAGUUGAAUUGAACAAAUCAACAACCAGUUUGGUUGUAAAAUUGGGAGGUGCAGUUACAGAUUUGAUUUCUGCCUUGGAGAUAAGUGAACCAUGCAAGAGACGCACUGGGGGAGGGACCUCUGUCUCAAUGAAACUUCAAUCAAUAGGUGAACUAGGAAACCAUGUCUUCAACCAAAAUCUGCAUAUUAUUCAUCUUGGGAAACUGGGUAAAGUUGAAGAGGCCAUCAGAGUCUUCUCAAAUAUGAUCAACAAAAACCUUGUAACAUACAAUUCCAUGAUUUCUGUGUUUGCUAAAAAUGGUAGAAUUAGUGAUGCUCGACAACUGUUUGAUAAAAUGUCCCCAAGAAACCUUGUUUCUUGGAACACCAUGAUUGCUGGGUAUGUUCGCAACAAUAUGGUUGAAGAAGCCAAUGAGUUGUUUGGGGUAAUGCCUGAGAGAGACAAUUUUUCAUGGGCUUUGAUGAUAACUUGCUAUGGGCGUAAAGGGAAGCUUGAAAAGGCUAGACAACUGUUCGACUUGAUUCCUGGUGAGGCGGACAUUGCAUGUUGGAAUGCAAUGAUAGCUGGUUAUGCAAAGAAGGGUCAGUUCAGUGAUGCUGAGAAAGUGUUUGAGCAGAUGCCAGUAAAGGAUUUGGUUUCUUAUAACUCAAUGUUAUCUGGGUAUACACAAAAUGGGAAAAUGUGUGUUGCAUUGCACUUUUUUGAGAGGAUGCCCAAGAGGAAUGUGGUUUCGUGGAAUUUGAUGGUGGCUGGGUUUGUUAACAGUGGGGACCUGAGUUCUGCUUGGCAAUUGUUUAAAAAGAUUCCAAAUCCUAAUGCUGUAUCUUGGGUUACGAUGUUGUGUGGGUUUGGAAGACAUGGUAAGAUUACAUCGGCCAGGAGAAUCUUUGACAGGAUGCCUUGUAAGAAUGUGGUUUCUUGGAAUGCAAUGAUUGCAGCCUAUGUCCAAGACUUACAAAUUGAUGAAGCUGUUAAGCUGUUUAUGAAAAUGCCAAAUAAAGAUUGUGUCUCAUGGACUACAAUGAUUAAUGGGUACAUUCGAGUUGGUAAGCUUGAUGAGGCACGGGAAGUUUACAGUCAAAUGCCUUGCAAAGAUGUAGCAGCACAAACAGCAUUGAUGUCAGGAUUAAUACAGAAUGGAAGGAUAGAUGAGGCUAGUCAAAUAUUUAGUCAAAUUGGUGCGCGUGAUGCUAUUUGUUGGAACAGCAUGAUUGCAGGCUAUUCCCAGAGUGGAAGAAUGGACGAAGCUCUCAACCUAUUUAAACAAAUGCCCAUUAAGAACACUGUUUCAUGGAAUACCAUGAUUUCUGGAUAUGCUCAGGCAGGACAGAUGGAUAGAGCAGAAAAGAUCUUCCAGGCCAUGGGGGAGAGGAAUAUAGUUUCCUGGAAUUCUCUUAUUACAGGUUUCCUACAAAAUAGUUUAUACUUGGAUGCUCUUAAGAGUUUGGUUUUGAUGGGGCAGGAAGGAAAGAAACCCGAUCAAUCAACUUUUGCAUGUGGCUUAAGUGCAUGUGCUAAUCUUGCUGCUUUGCAAGCAGGCAAGCAACUUCAUGAAUACCUUCUGAAGAGUGGCUAUAUAAAUGAUUUAUUUGUUAGCAAUGCCCUGAUUUCCAUGUAUGCAAAAUGUGGAAGGGUACAAAAUGCUGAACAAGUGUUCAGAGGUAUUGAGUGUGUUGAUAUUAUUUCUUGGAAUUCCUUGAUUUCAGGUUAUGCUUUGAAUGGAUAUGCAAAUAAGGCAUUUAAGGCCUUUGAACAGAUGUUAUCGGAGGGGGUAGUCCCUGAUGAGGUUACCUUUAUUGGGAUGUUGUCAGCAUGCAGUCAUGCUGGUUUAGCCAAUCAGGGUUUGGAUUUGUUCAAAUGCAUGAUUGAGGAUUUUGCUAUUGAACCCUUGGCUGAACACUAUAGCUGCCUAGUUGACUUGCUUGGCCGCAUGGGUAGGUUGGAGGAAGCCUUCAAUAUAGUGAGGGGGAUGAAAGUGAAAGCAAAUGCUGGAUUAUGGGGUUCACUGCUUAGGGCUUGUUGUGUACACAAGAACCUGGAACUUGGUGGAUUUGCUGCUAAGAGGCUUUUAGAACUCGAACCGCAUAAUGCCUCCAAUUAUAUUACCUUGUCAAACAUGCAUGCUGAGGCUGGAAGGUGGGAGGAGGUUGAAAGAGUAAGGGUGCUAAUGAGAGAGAAAACAGCUGAAAAGCUACCUGGCUACAGCUGGAUUGAAGGACAAAAUCAGAUACAAUGUUUUCUCUCGGAUGAUUCAGCAAAGCUGAGACCUGAAAAUAUUCAGAUUAUAUUGAAUAAUUUAUCUGCACACAUGAGGGACAAAUGUAACAUAUCUAACAUGAAAUCAGUUUUUGACAUGUUAUGA